UAGAGUCAUCGGUUACUAUGUGCUCAAUGCUGAAGGUGACCCAAAAAUGACUUAGACCCCUCCUGAAGGCAGCUUAGGGUCAUCAGUGUCUAAGAGGGAGUGUUGGGUGUUCAGAUGAGGGGGACAGCUCUUGAAUGUUCUCUGUAAACCCUUAAAGUAUUCCAUAAAUGAGAGCUGCUGUUACCAUUCUCAGGGGCCUUCCAUCUCUGUAACCCUAACUUCGAAGGUUUCUUCCAGUUUUGUUGCCCAGGGCAACUAGGGGAGGCUGGACCUGGGCCAGCAAAUAGAUGAGCAGACGUGCUCUUCCAGCUGUCCACUGUCCCCUAGCUGGGGAGAAGGGGACAAAUCAGAUCAUCAAUUGUGUCUCAAAGUCCCGACUUGAGCACAGACCUUUAUUUUUGAGCUCCAAAUCCCAAGGGACCAAGAGAAUCUCCCAGAAGCCUAAAGUAGAGUUUAGGCUGUCCCAAACUCCUUUGAGCUCACAGAGGGAGGAGAUCUCCAGGCCCUAGGCAGGCAGGCCAUUAUGGAGACUUCAGUAAGAACAUGGCUUCCUAGACUCAUGUCAUCAUAGAAGUUACCUGGCAUAGAGUAGGGGGAAAUGGCCUGGAUUUGGGGUCAGAGUACAGGAUGCACAGGCAGCGGGGCCCAGUGUCAGGCAAAUCUGAGUUCAAAUCUAGGCUCAGACACUAGCUGGGUGACCCUGGGCAAGCUUUAACUUCUGUUUGCCUCAGUUUCCUCAUCUGUAAAGUAGGGAUGGUAAAGGCAUCUCUUCAUAGAGGCCAAAUGAGGUGGUUUAUGUAACACAGUAUGGGCUAUAUAAAUGCUUAUUCCUGUUCCACCCCACACCCCUGCCCCAGACCUCCCUCAACUCUCCCAAGAUGUUAUCUCACCCCUCCAGCCACGGGCAGCUUACCACCUCCCAAGGCAGGACACAAGCAGGGUCCAAAUCCUGCAUCUGAGGUGCACUCGAGUCAAAUCCCUUAAUGUCUCAGUGCCAUUGGCGCCUUGGGCAGCCAUUGUUGGGGAUGUUCUCCCCAUGGGGCAGGGGGGUUCCUUGUGUCAGACCAUGGCCCGACACUUUUCAUCCUCAGGCUGAGCUCCAUUCGGCCUCUGCAGUUCUGAGCUGGUGCUCCCUGGCAGGCCUUUGCAGGACGGGCUCAGAAACAGGAGGGAGGCCAGCAGGGCCUCCCCAAGCCAGGCUGGUAGUCUCAGGAGUGCCCUGCAGGCAGCCUCCUUCAUUCAGGCAAAGAACAACUGUCUCCUCUGUGUAGUUGUAAUCGGUCUCAUUGGGAUGAGAUCAUGGGGUCAGGGACCUGGAGACCCUGUUUUAAAGGGGAGACAUCAGUUUCAAGGUGAUAGAAGUGGAAAGCAGGAUGUGUACCCAGGACCUCUGACUAAACCUCAGGCUUCAUGCUGGAGAUGCAGGAUGUUGGAAAGGGGCCGAUGUAAAUAGCAAUUACAGCUAGCUUCCAGACAGGCUAUUCCACACCCUUCCAUUUUAAAGAUGGAGAAACUGAGGCCCACAGUGGGGAAAGGAGCACCAGCAUCUUAAAUAUCUGAGCCUAGAUUUGAAUCCAGGGAGUUCCCUUCUGGUUUGGUCAGCCACUGUGUGUGCGACCUUUCCCCCUGAAAUGAGCAGCAAUUCCUCCCUCUCCUUGAAGGCAGCAUGGCCUAUUGGAGGGGGGGAAGGGGCAUCAAGAAGACUAGCAUUUGAGAGGUAUCAGAUACUCCCUGGCUUUGGGGCCUCAGGUCAAUCAGUCCCCCCAGUUCUCAGUCUGCUUUUGGAGUAGGAGAUGCCUUCUUAAUCUAGGGUCAGGAAAACCCCUGAGCAGUUCACUUACCUUGUGCCUCAGUUUCCUUAUGUGCAAAGUGUGAUGAUGGCUGUGGUGAGGUCAUCUCUGUAGGGGGAAAGGGGCCCCUUGGAUGGUUGUCACCAUCUCUCUGGGCCCGGAGAAAGGGCACUUCCUCUCAGGCUGUUCUCUCUCCUUCUCCCAAGGGCUGGGACUGAGUAGAAGCAGGCAGAGUCUAGGGAACUGGGGGCAGGGCAGAGGGAGAGACUUCCCGAAUUCCCAGAGCCCUCUGCCCUUCCUCCCUUCAGGGCGAGGAUCUGACUGGAGCCAUGGCCAGUGGGAGUGGGAGUGGGGACAGCGUCACCCGCAGGAGCGUAGCCUCCCAGUUCUUCACUCAGGAGGAGGGCAGCGGCGUGGAUGGCAUGACUACCUCAGAGAGGGUGGUAGACCUUCUGAACCAGGCGGCUCUGAUUGCAAAUGACUCAAAGAUCACAGUGCUCAAACAGGUCCAGGAGCUGAUCAUAAAUAAGGACCCAACCUUGUUGGAUAACUUUCUGGAUGAGAUCAUCGCCUUCCAGGCAGACAAAUCGAUCGAGGUGCGCAAGUUUGUCAUCGGCUUCAUCGAGGAGGCCUGCAAACGGGACAUCGAGUUGUUGCUGAAGCUGAUUGCAAACCUGAACAUGCUGCUGCGGGAUGAGAGUGUGAACGUGGUGAAGAAGGCCAUCCUGACCAUGACUCAGCUCUACAAGGUCGCCCUGCAGUGGAUGGUGAAAUCCAAGAUCAUCAGUGAGCUGCAGGAAGCCUGCUGGGACAUGAUGUCAGCCAUGGCGACCGAAAUCAUCCUCUUGCUGGACUCGGAUAAUGACGGGAUCCGCACCCAUGCCAUCAAAUUUGUGGAAGGCCUCAUCGUCACUCUGUCCCCCCGAAUGGCUGACUCAGAGGUGCCUCGACGGCAGAAACACGACAUCAGCCUGGACCGCAUCCCCCGGGACCACCCCUACAUCAACUACAAUUUGCUCUGGGAGGAGGGCAAGGCAGCCCUCGAGCAGCUGCUGAAGUUCAUGGUCCACCCAGCGAUCUCCUCCAUCAACCUGACCACGGCCCUGGGCUCCCUGGCCAACAUCGCCCGGCAGCGGCCCAUGUUCAUGUCCGAGGUGAUCCAGGCCUACGAGACCUUGCACGCCAACCUGCCACCGACCCUGGCCAAGUCCCAGGUGAGCAGCGUGCGGAAAAACCUGAAGUUACACCUGCUCAGUGUCCUCAAGCACCCAGCGUCCUGUGAGUUCCAGGCCCAGAUUACCACGCUCCUGGUGGACCUGGGCACCCCCCAGGCUGAGAUCGCCAGAAACAUGCCCACGGGGAAGGAACCUCGCAGACGGCAGAGAGACGACCCGGACUCGGCCCUUAAGAAGAUGAAGCUAGAGCCCACGCUCGGUGAGGAUGAUGAAGACAAAGACAUGGAGCCCGGCCCCUCGGGGACCUCGAAAGCCUCAGCCCAGAGCGCGGCCCAGUCGGACACUGACAUCACGGCGGAAUUCCUGCAGCCUUUGCUGACGCCCGACAACGUGGCCAACUUGGUGCUCAUCAGCAUGGUGUACCUCCCGGAGGCCAUGCCAGCCUCCUUCCAGGCCAUCUACACGCCGGUGGAGUCGGCAGGCACGGACGCCCAGAUCAAGCACCUGGCCCGCCUCAUGGCCACCCAGAUGACCGCGGCCGGCCUGGGGCCAGGUGUGGAGCAGACGAAGCACUCAAAGGAGGAGCCGAAGGAGGAGAAGAUGUCCAAGCCCGAGAGCGUCCUCAUCAAGCGACGCGUGUCUGUGCUGGGCCAGGGCCAGGCCAUUUCUGUGGUGGGGGCACUGAGCCCGGUGUGCACCCUGGAGGAGGAGGCCCCCCAGGCCAAGCGGAGGCCCGAGCCCAUCAUCCCCGCCACACAGCCCCGGCUGGCAGGUGUGGGUGGGCGCAAGAAGAUCUUCCGCCUGAGUGAUGUGGUGAAACCCAUGACGGACGCGCAGAUCGAGAGCAUGAAGCUGGGGGCCGUGAGACGCAUCCUGAGGGCCGAGAAGUCGGUGGCCUGCAGCGGGGCGGCCCAGGUGCGGGUGAAGAUCCUCGCCCGGCUGGUGACUCAGUUCGAGGUGGGCCUGAAGGAGGAGGUCCUCGCCUUCAUUCUGGAAGAUAUCCGGGGCCGUCUGGACCUGGCCUUCGCCUGGCUCUACCAGGAGUACAAUGCCUACCUGGCCGCCGGGCCCACGGGGACCCUGGACAAGUACGACGCGUGCCUCAUCCGCCUGCUCUCGGGCCUGCAGGAGAAGCCUGACCAGAAGGACGGAAUCUUCACCAAGGUGGUGUUGGAGGCCCCGCUGAUCACAGAGAGCGCCCUGGAAGUGGUUCGCAAAUACUGUGAGGAUGAGAGCCGCACCUACCUUGGGAUGUCGACCCUCCGUGACCUGAUCUUCAAGCGCCCGGCGCGUCAGUUCCAGUACCUGCACGUCCUUCUGGACCUCAGCUCCCAUGAGAAGGACAAGGUGCGCUCACAGGCCUUGCACUUCAUUAAACACAUGUAUGAGAAAGAGCAGCUUCGGGCCUACGUGGAGAAGUUUGCCCUCAACUACCUGCAGCUUCUGGUCCAUCCCAACCCGCCCUCCGUGCUCUUCGGGGCCGACAAGGACACAGAGGUGGCGGCCCCUUGGACGGAGGAGACGGUGAAGCAGUGUCUCUACCUCUACCUGGCGCUGCUGCCCCAGAACCACAAGCUGAUCCACGAGCUGGCGGCCGUCUACACCGAGGCCAUUGCUGACAUCAAGCGGACGGUCCUGCGGGUCAUCGAGCAGCCAAUCCGAGGGAUGGGCAUGAACUCCCCAGAGCUGCUCCUGCUGGUGGAAAACUGCCCCAAGGGGGCCGAGACCCUGGUCACCCGCUGCCUUCACAGCCUCACGGACAAAGUGCCCCCCUCCCCAGAGCUGGUGAAACGGGUGCGGGACCUGUACCACAAGCGCCUGCCGGAUGUCCGCUUCCUCAUUCCCGUGCUCAAUGGCCUGGAGAAGAAGGAAGUGAUUCAGGCCUUACCCAAACUCAUCAAGCUGAACCCCAUCGUGGUGAAGGAGGUCUUCAACCGCCUGCUGGGCACUCAGCACGGGGAAGGAAACUCGGCGGUGUCGCCCCUGAAUCCCGGGGAGCUGCUCAUCGCCCUCCACAACAUCGAUUCUGUGAAAUGUGACAUGAAGUCCAUCAUCAAGGCCACAAACCUGUGCUUUGCCGAGCGCAACGUCUACACCUCGGAGGUGCUGGCCGUGGUCAUGCAGCAGCUGAUGGAGCAGAGCCCCCUCCCCAUGCUGCUCAUGCGCACCGUCAUCCAGUCCCUCACCAUGUAUCCCCGGCUCGGCGGCUUUGUCAUGAACAUCCUGUCCCGGCUCAUCAUGAAGCAGGUGUGGAAGUACCCCAAGGUAUGGGAGGGCUUCAUCAAGUGCUGUCAGCGGACCAAGCCCCAGAGUUUCCAAGUGAUCCUGCAGCUGCCCCCCCAGCAGCUGAGCGCCGUCUUUGACAAGUGUCCUGAGCUCCGGGAGCCCCUCCUGGCCCAUGUCCGCUCUUUCACCCCGCACCAGCAAGCCCACAUCCCCAACUCCAUCAUGGCCAUCCUGGAAGCCAGCAGCAAGCAAGAUUCCGAAGUCAAGGAGCCCCUGCCCGCGUCCUUGGAGGAGGUGAGAGCUCAGCAGGAGGACCUCGAUGCUGUGGCCCAGGCCCCGCGCCCGCCCCAGGAUCUCAUCGCCCUGCGCCUGGCCCAGGAGAAAGCCCUGAAGCGGCAGCUGGAGGAGGAGCAGAAGCUGAAGCCCCUGCUGCCCUCGGCCUCCUCGGCCCGGGCGGGUCCCCCACCCGCAGAGGAGGCCAUGGAUUUUCGGGAGGAGGGGACCGAGGGCGAGGCCCCCAACAUCUUCAUCAGUAUGGAGGAGGAUGGGGGGCUGACGGAGGCCACCCUGCUGGACUCCAGCCAGGAGGGGCCCCUACCUGAGAAGGUAGGGCGUUCCCCUUCCUCUUCCCCUCCACAGCCAAAGCCGAAGGAGGAGCCGGCGGGGGUCCCUUCCAAAGAGGACCGGAGCCCGCAGCCUCCAGGCCCUGCCCGGGAGGAGGCCGCCCCAGUGCCCAGCCCGGAGGCGGAAGGGGGGGAGGAGGCUUCGGAGACCAAGAUGGACAGCUGACGGACCGUGGGGGAGGGGGCGGGACGCGG
Molecule: messenger RNA, 6009 nt
Organism: Antechinus flavipes (yellow-footed antechinus)
Lineage: Eukaryota; Metazoa; Chordata; Mammalia; Dasyuromorphia; Dasyuridae
Gene: SYMPK
Product: symplekin scaffold protein
Exons: 26
Coding region: 2120-5980 (1286 amino acids)
Cellular component (GO): mRNA cleavage and polyadenylation specificity factor complex
Source: RefSeq, a predicted model, not a curated record